AUGCCAGACUCAACCGAGAGGAGGGGCAUGACACCCAUCGAGAAGAUCCAUGCACACACUGUGCAGUGGGAGUACGAGGUGCAAUACGUGAUCCGCAUCCCCUUGGGGAAGCCUGUACCGGUGGCCAACAAGGGGCGGGCCGGCCAGUCCUCGCCAACUGGUCGCAAUCGCACUUUGCCCAUUCUCGGGGAGGGCCCUAUGAGUCAUUCCGGCCUGAAGCUGGAAAUUGAGGAGCUGCACGAUGGCAACGACGCCCACCCUCGGCCGUUUGGGUAUGUCAACAUCGACCUCGCACCUUUUGCCGAGCUGGGCCCGACUGCGCGAAAGUUUCUGCUCAAGGACAGCAAGACGAACGCGACUAUUCGAAUCUCCAUCGACAUGCGCUUCAUCGGCGGGCAACAGCACUGGGUGACGCCACAGUUGAUUGAAGGCCACUUUGUCAACGACAUUUCGCAGCUCACUGGUGAUGAUGGCAACUUGUUCAAAGAACUGCAGCUGCUCCCCACAGUGUCGCGGUCGUCCGACUCCGCAACUUCCUCAUCAAUGUCAGGGCGACCAUCGACUCGUUCGGCAACCUCCGAGAUCAGUUUGACGCGCCCUGUGUCGAACGCGAACGCUGUUGCAUCGCAGCAAGCCAAGAAUCGCUACAAGUCUUACGAGCACCACUUGAAGCCAGAGGCUCGGGCCGCUCGCCGUGACGACUCCAUUCUGGGCGAUGCGCACUCGCGUAGACUCCCUCCCAGUUCAACUUUCGGCAUGUCCGAGACAGUGUCCACCAUGGCGUCGACAUGGACGGAGAUGAGCUCUGCGUCAACCCGGGCAAUAUUAGCCACACAACCUUUGCACAUGUCGCCCACUUCUUCCCCCAUGGCAGAGCGGCCACCCGGGGGGUUCUUCGACGCGAUCCCCGGCCGCGAUGUCGCCUUGGAGUCGCCGGCGGCAUUCAUGCAAGAGAUGAACAUGACCGAAGAGCCACUUUCACCCAACGAGGUCUCGCUCACAUCUCCCAUCCUGCCUCCCCUCUCGCCCGACCAGUCCCCCCCUUCCAUGGGCUUGUCGAAACAUGCGAGACACCACAGCAGCCACAGACAAUUCUUGCGGGACCAGCGAGGCCAUUCAGAUGACCUCCAACCCGAUCUGGUGAUUGAGCAUGUCUUCAAUCCGAGGGCAGCCGAAGAGGUGGGCCCUUUCACCUUUGUGCCGAACGAAGAGGAUGAAGACAUGCUGUUCGAGGACGAGCUCGACGGCUUACAACUUGAGGCUGAGCCCGAGAUCCCGGUCCAUCACCGUCGAUGGUCCAGGAUUCGCCGGCGCGUUAUCAGUUCGACUCACCGUGGACGUACGACAUUGGAAACGGGGGCCGUGCCGAGCACUGUUUAUUAG
Cutaneotrichosporon oleaginosum is the source of this 1383-nucleotide messenger RNA. RefSeq lists its product as uncharacterized. NCBI's taxonomy places the organism in Eukaryota, Fungi, Basidiomycota, Tremellomycetes, Trichosporonales, Trichosporonaceae. The record is from RefSeq and is a predicted model, not a curated record.